AUGGGAAUUAUGCAUACUAGGUGUGUGGAAGAGUGUAGGAGCAAGGAAUAAAAUACUAAUUCUGAAUUGCAGGUGAUUUAAAAUAAAUAGAUUCUCAAAAGAAACCUUCAAACGACAAAUGAAUAAUGUACUUAAAAGACAACCCAAAAAGGAACAAUUUUCCUCUGUGAUCCAGAUUAAUCUAUGGAAAUAAAGGAGGAAGAUUCAUCCAGUAAUCUUUAAAACAAUCCAAUACCAGCAUUUGUUUCUGACAAAUAAUUGCAUUAAUUUGUGGUUCCAAGAAGGGAAAAUCGAUUUAUUUCAGAUAUUGAAAAUGAAGUCAAAGAAAAAAUAAAGAAAAUGUACAUAUUUCUAAACAAGUUUUAGAUAAUAUUAAGAAAAAUUUGAGGCUCUAUAAAUGCACUAUUCCAAAUUAAAUCUUUAAUAAUGUCCAUAAAUAUUCCAUAAGAGUUCCUCCAAUGUUCCAAAUUAAAAUGAAUUAAUUAGUAAUUUGAAUUGUUUCCAAAGUUCAAGUUUAGUGAUAGAAAAACUAUAAAGCACAUAAGUAGAUUGUAUUAGUGGGCCAAAUAAGGAGAGAAGAGGAAUAUUGAAAAGUAAUUCACCUUAAAAAUAAUCAAAGUCUUUUGAUACAAAUUCUGUUAAUUCUAACAAAAGGGUUCAUUUCUCUGGAGAUACAAAAUUCAAGUCAGAAGAUGCUAUAUAACAAUUUCAAUGGAGAAAAUUAAGAAUUGAAUGAGUG
Messenger RNA from Paramecium octaurelia, 739 nucleotides. NCBI's taxonomy places the organism in Eukaryota, Ciliophora, Oligohymenophorea, Peniculida, Parameciidae. The record is from the annotation of a GenBank genome assembly.